UGGCGUGAUGGCCGUGGAGCUCAUCAGAAUGUAAUUUCAGCAUCUACAGGUGCUGCUAAGGCUGUUGGAAAGGUUAUUCCUGAACUGAAUGGAAAGCUGACUGGUAUGGCAUUCCGUGUUCCUGUUCCAGAUGUCUCUGUGGUGGAUCUUACCUGCAGACUCAAGAAGGGGGUAAGGCACUGCCUCAUUGUAUGUUGACCUGUCAGCACGUUUGGUUUUAUUGUGUUGAUUACCUACAUGUAGUGUGACACCAGUCAGAGCAUUUUUUUCAAUAUUUCAUUAGCCCUCAGUGGCCAAUUCCAAAAAUGAAUUACAGUUGAACCUCCAUAUAAUAUUAAUUUGAAAACGCUAGGGUUUUCCCAGUUAAAGCCUUAGAGUUGGACCCUGUCUUAAACGACCACCUCUCGUAAGCAACUGAUACCACUUUUCGGGGAUGAUGGUUAAAUAACUUUCCUUUGUUUUCAACGUGCAAAGAAAGUAGUGUCCAAUAGCCCGGGGCAACUAUAACUACACACAUUGCAACUUAGAAAUUGCAUGCAGUGAAUUAUCUUCCAUAAUGAAGAUGUGAUCUGACCUCUUCUCAGACGACACCCCCUGUGGUUUGAUUCUUGUAAGUCAUCAACUGUAAGUGACCACCAAAUCUGUUCAUUUUGGGUGUCCGUUUAAGGGAACUUCGACUUUAAUUUUAAAUAUAGACUGGAAACAUAAAUUUUUGUUCUGAAGUGUUUUGGCUGAAUCACCCAGCCUUCAACAGUUGAUUGUACAUGGUUUUGUAGCUGUCACAAGACCUUAGAGCAGCCAUUUGACGAGAGUAUGGUAUUGUAGAUGUUUGUGUGCUCCAUUAAGAGUUAGGCCCUCAACCAAAAUGUUUCAGGUUACAUUAUAAAAUGGUGGUAGCCUAUAUCCUGCACUAGAAUUAAACAUCCUAUCUGUCUCACAGUAAACUGAGCAGACACAAAAAGGACCAUGGCAAAUCCAAGAUGGCCUUUAGUAACAAAUGUCUAUAAUUGUACACGAUUAUCUAGUUGGUGAAAAAUUCAUAGUGUGUAUGGAACAGGGUUUGCAAAUUUUAUUGAUGAGUGGAGUCAGUGUGACUUCUGCUUCACAAAUUUUGGAGUCAUAUUCAGCGUGCAAAGAAAGUACUGUCCAAUAGCCCGGGCCUAGUGGAUUUUGCUAUUGGGCUAGUGAAUUCUGUUUUUAUCUUGCCCGACGGGCAAGUGAUGUGUUUUGAGGAAUUCAAAUAACAGAAGAACUGUGAAAUCAAUUCUGCUUGUCAAAAAGCUUUUGGGGCUAGUUGAAAUGAUGACUGGGCUAGUAAAUGCUAGUUUCAGCUUGCCUGGAAGGCAAGCUGUAAAAAAGAUUUUCUUUGCACCCUGCAUAUUGGAAUAUUUGGGGUUAAGUAUCACAAAAACGAAACAAGCCAUUUUCAGACUUUCCAGCACAUGGUCUUGGCAUGUAUACACUAUCGUGACGGAUACACAAAGUAGCUGUGGCGGUCCGCUAACCUGGAAAGCUCAAAUCCAUGAUGGUGGUCAUCGAGUAAACUCUUCCUGUUUUGUUGUGCAGUAUUAUUCUUUAAUUUCAAUGAUUUAAUUAAGGUUUACAACAUUUACAAUUAAUGUAAAUUGUAUUUGUUACGAAAAAGAUAAGAACAAAACUGUGUUUGUUACCGAAAAUUUCUGGAGUCGAAGUGACUCCCUCGGUAACCUCAAUGGAGUCAUCUGAACAAUUUUGGCAUAAAAUAAUAUUUUAUGCCAAAUUUGGCGUAUUUGUUAACCCUGAUGGAAACUGUGAUAAAAAAUAAUACGAUCAAACCUCACACAAUGGCCACAAGAAAUUGGUCAGUGUAGAGAGGUGGCCAUCUUAGAAAGGAUUAAACAACAGUCAAUGUAUGGACAGUCUGCCAAAAAAAGUGGUGGCCAUUAUAGACAGGUGGGGGCCAUAAAUGGAGGUUUGACUGUAUUUGAUGCAAAACCUAAAUUAAUUCAGGCUUACAUUUUGUUAAAAACAAAGUUAAAACUGAACAUUCAAGCCAUGCAGUGUUUUGCUUAGUGUUCUUCUUCUGUAGCAACUUUGCACCAAUUUCCCAUCGUACUAAUUUACAAAUAAGUUACAUCCCAUUUUCUUUUUCAUUCAUUCUUUCUUUCAUUUUUUUUCUGUUGUAGGCAUCAUAUGAUGAAAUUAAGGCAGUGAUGAAGAAAGCAUCAGAAGAUCCAGCACUUAAAAAAUACCUUGGAUACACUGAUGAACAAGUUGUGUCCACUGACUUCAUUAGCAGCACUUAUUCUUCAGUCUUUGAUGCGGCGGCUGGAAUCUCUCUGAAUCCAAAUUUUGUUAAGCUUCUAGCCUGGUAA
Messenger RNA from Porites lobata, 2354 nucleotides. The record is from the annotation of a GenBank genome assembly. Lineage: Eukaryota; Metazoa; Cnidaria; Anthozoa; Scleractinia; Poritidae.